GUCCCAUCAAAAUACACAAUUGAAGUCCAAUAAAGGCUCUGCAUACCAUGGCAGGGCAAGAGCUUUUGCGAGGUUUGGACCUCGAAGCAGCGCACGACUUUGCGACGCAGCUCGCAGUUCGAGCCGGGGCCAUGCUUCGGGAGAACGCAUGGAAACGCGCCUGCGCGCCUCAUCUCUCUUCGUCUGCAAGCUCAGCGGAUCCAAUCUCUCACGAUCAGAGUUAUGCUGCGGAAAAAUUACAUGAAAAUGGGGCGCUAAAUACCCGGGAGAAGGACUCGAGCGUAGACGUUGUCACCGACAUUGAUUUGAGCGUAGAACGCUUUGUGGUCGAGGAGAUCCGCAAGGUUUAUCCCGGCUUUGAUGUCCUUGCGGAAGAAGCCUAUGCUGCGGGAGGCAGCAAGCGAUAUGCUUGCUCUGAAUUACCAACGUGGAUCGUCGACCCGCUGGAUGGCACGGUGAACUUCACACAUCUGUUUCCCACUGUCUGUGUUUCCAUCGGCCUUGCCAUCGGUAAUGAACCCGUCUGCGGAGCAAUCUAUGCGCCAUUGAUGGGCGCAGGCGCAAACCUUGAUCCAGUGUCACAUCUGGGCGGCAUGCUCUGGAGUGCAUGCAAAGGCCAUGGGGCAUUUCAGAGCACACCGGACCGACGGCACCCUCAGACUUCGACCCUUCAAUGGCUAAAAGCGAACAUUGUCGGAUCAACUAUGCCGUCUACUGCAGAUUCAAAACGGACAGCGGGGUUGGACGGUCACCCACGGCCUUUGCGUCUGCCCAUAAAUUCUGCGCCUCUACUGCGCACUAGCUCCCCGCAAAUAGCGUCUUCGACCUUGAAAGGACUCUUGCUAAUCUCAGAAUGGGGAAAGGACCGAAGGCCGCCAUCUGAUCCGCAGUCCAAUCUGACCCGGAAAGCGAAUACAUUCUGGAACCUGACCAAACGCUCAACGGCUGAUGAAGCAGGGCAGCAAGGUGGUGAAGUACACGGUAUUCGAAGCCUGGGUAGUGCUGCGCUGGACCUGGUCUACUGCGCCAGCGGCAGCGUCGACAUAAUGUGGGAAGGCGGCUGUUGGGAAUGGGACGUAUGCGCUGGCCUCGCCAUCCUUGCUGAAGCCGGUGGGCUGUGGACGGACGGUAAUGCACCCUCCCCCGCUUCAGCGUUAUGGCGAGAAGACACACCGCUCCCACGAGGGUCGUUAGGUGGGCGCCGCUUCCUGUGCAUUCGGCCGGAAGCAACCCCCAACGAAAGCACACGGCUCGCGCAGGAGAGGAUCGCAAGAGCUGUCUGGAGGAAUCUGCACCACGGCGGGCUGCAAUACGAGCGCGAAGGUGUGGUUUAUCCGUCUUGACCCAUUUGCACUCGACUCGUACUCAUUACAUGUCUUGCAAAUCGUAAUCCAAAUCUAUAGAUGGC
Molecule: messenger RNA, 1408 nt
Organism: Tilletiaria anomala UBC 951
Lineage: Eukaryota; Fungi; Basidiomycota; Exobasidiomycetes; Georgefischeriales; Tilletiariaceae
Product: inositol monophosphatase
Exons: 3
Coding region: 48-1343 (431 amino acids)
Biological process (GO): phosphatidylinositol phosphate biosynthetic process; signal transduction; inositol metabolic process
Molecular function (GO): inositol monophosphate 1-phosphatase activity
Source: RefSeq, a predicted model, not a curated record